AUGGCGCUUCCACCUGCAGCUGCUGUGUGGUCCAGGACUGGAGCCAGGCCCAAGGUUUCAGGCCCCAACUCUCCAGCAAAUCGUCCUUCACACCUGAUGUACGGGACAGAUGUGGUCCGUGGUGAACAUCCGGCUUCCCCGGUGGCCGCAUCUGAUGCCACCGCCCCCUCUGUGUUGAUCAGACAGCGUGGGAGAUCCUCCUCCUCUUUCCGCCGUAGAUUGCUUGUGGAGGCUGUGAACAGGAGAUCUGGUGGUCUCCCCCGUCCUCAGCCACCAGGGUUGGAUUACAGCCCCGUUUCAGGAGCCCCUGCGGCCGCAGCUGAGGUCCCAUCCUCCGCUGAUAUUGCUGUUCCUGCUGUUUUUAUCUCUGGUCCACUCCCCACAUGCGGUCGUUGCGCCGAUCGUUUUAGCAGGAUUCUCCAUCUCCAUACCUGGCUCCAAUUUGCCUGCGCAAUGCACAAUAUUGGUUUUAUCCACAACUUCGAUCUGUUCUGGGAGCGCCCCUCUUUUUACGGACCAGACGGGCUCCAUCCGAACAGAUUGAAGUUGGAAGCCAGCAUGCGGCUCCCCAAAGUUGUUGUGAGCCAUGCAGGUCCUGUGGAAACCAAAGGAAAGAUCCCAUGGACUCAGCAGGAGAAAAUGGCUGUUCAGCAAUUUAUGACCAGCUUUGUGGCGAUGCGGAAAGUGCCAGGAAAGAAUGAAUGCAUCAUGUGCAUUGAGAAAUCAUCUCCUGCUCUUCAGCGGAGGACAUGGAAGGAUAAAACGCUUUAA
Menidia menidia (Atlantic silverside) is the source of this 771-nucleotide messenger RNA. The record is from the annotation of a GenBank genome assembly. NCBI's taxonomy places the organism in Eukaryota, Metazoa, Chordata, Actinopteri, Atheriniformes, Atherinopsidae.